This is a messenger RNA of Aspergillus melleus, 921 nucleotides long. Its product is annotated as NmrA/HSCARG family protein. The coding region runs from base 1 to 921 and encodes 306 amino acids. NCBI's taxonomy places the organism in Eukaryota, Fungi, Ascomycota, Eurotiomycetes, Eurotiales, Aspergillaceae. The record is from RefSeq and is a predicted model, not a curated record. The transcript has a single exon.
AUGACUAUCAAGAUCUUCGUUUGCGGAGCCACUGGCACCCAAGGCGGCGCCGUCACCCACCACCUUCUUCAGAACGGCGCCUCGGUGCAUACCAUCGUCCGCGAUCCCAGCUCUCAUGGCGGCCAAAAACUCCAAGAAGUCGGAGUCACCGUCACGCAGGGAAAUUACGACGACGAAGAAUCCCUCCGAAGAGGCCUGCAAGGCUGCACGGGCCUUUUCCUCAACCUCUCGCCCGACUUCACGAACGAAAAACACGAACUCGAACAAGCCCGCCGGAUCCUCUCCAUCGCCAAAGCAUCCGGCGUGAACCAAAUCGUCUACACCAGCGGAUUCGCCGUCAACCAGCCCGAAAAGCUCCCGUACUGGGAUCCCACUAGUUUUCUGGGCAAGACGCUUCUGACGAAACAAGCGAUCGAGAACGAAGUCCGCGCCACGGGGUUCGCUUCCUGGACCAUUCUGCGCCCGGCCAACUUCAUGUCGAACUUCCUCCUGCCCCUGGUGAAAUUCUUGUAUGCCGGGUUGGUCGAGACGGGCGUCUGGACCACGGUCCUGUCGAAGGAGACCCUUUUGCCUAAUGUCGACCCCAACGACAUCGGGCGGUUUGCUGCCGAAGCCAUCUUGAAUUCGCAGCGGUUCCAUGCGAAGGAAAUCGAUCUGGCGUCUGAAUUGUUGUCUGUGGAGGAUAUCUUGAAUGAGCUGGCCCAAGCGACGGGUCGGCAGUUUAAGGCGAAGUAUCUGACGCAGGAGGAGGUGGAUGCGCAGUUGGCCGUGAAUCCGAUGAUUGGGGGACAGUUAGCGAUGCGCGAUAUGCAUCGGUUUGUGAACAUGGAGGAGGUGAAGGCGUGGGGAAUCCCGCUGGGUACUUUCAAGGGAUUCUUGGAGCGGAAGAAGGAGAGCGUCGAGAAGACGUACUCCGUCUGA